AUGGAUAUCAUGAUAUUGACAAGUGUCGGCGUCCAAACCGUUUACACGGCAAUCCUCGUUUUCAAACAGUCAAUGAUGGAUUAUACGCCAGUUAGUUCAGCCUCUGAAGAUUACUACAACAAGAGACCUGACUGUUUAUGGCUUGAGAGUGAAUGGAGAAUGAUCUUGAACGCUAUGGAAGAGUUACCAUUUGACGAUGAUAUCGUCAUGAAGGAUUCUGACGACGAAUCCAUAGCGUCAACAAUCAACACCGAACAUGAUUCGGAGGAGCCAUUCAACGUCUCUGCUGUUCUAGCGGCAUGGGAAGUUGAAGGGAGCUUACGGUACCUGAUUGAGUGGGAAGGCUAUGAUUUGUCCGAAGCCACCUGGGAACCCCGAGAGAAUCUGAACGACAUAAUCAUCGAGGAGUGGGAGGAAACAAAGGCACAGCCAGGUUAUGACCUUUAUCAAAAAAUCCGAGAGUGGAAGAAAGCUUGGAAGGCUUCUUACGCCGAAAAGCGCGCCCGCCACGACAAGAGAAACCGACGACGAAUGCUUCGAGGAGAGAAGCCCCAUUCAUUCCAGUACAUGAGCGGGUCAUUGGAAUGGGUCAACGGAUUUCCAGAUGGACCGGACUUCAGUGCCUCUGCAGUAUCAAGUCCAUCCGUUGCAGACGGCGAUUCGGAUGCUGGAGUGGGACAACCUCUUCGCCCCUUGUCUGAAAAACGGAAACUCUCAGGCGCCAACCCAAGCGAAGAUCGCUCGCCUAGUACCAGCCGUCGUAACAGUACAUUAUCUGCCUCCAAGUUUCCCCUUGCUCGGGUAGAUUCCACCGCUUCGUCGACCAGUCACAGUCAUACGCAAGUGGCACGGGAACGUCCAAACGACGGCUAUCCAGCAAAUAAGCCGUUGACUAAAAACCCAGUACCAAAGAGCCAUAUUCUUGCAAAAUUCGGCCGCCCUGCAUUGACCAAACGUACCGACGCUGGAACAGGCAGGGGGCAACUAACAGCUCGCAAGACUCAAACCACGCAAGCCUUUACUGGCAAUGUAUUUGCGGGAGGAAAAGAAAGAAAACGGCGCACGACUCUUGCCGAAGCCGUAAAAGAUCCAACGAAAAUACCCAAAUUUUUCAACUAUCAUCAAAAAAGGCUUGUCGAAAAGGCAGGCCGCGAUCGAGACAGUGCUGCCCCACUAAUGAUGCCCUCCAACCUCAUUUCCUUGAACCCAGCAGAGCGGAAUGUAGAGGCACCGAACAUCCCAAAUCUUGGAGCCAGUACAAACGAUAGCCCAGCAGGCGAUAGCGCCAAACGUGUUUGCCAACAUGCCGGUUCACUUCAAGCCCCCGGUCAGAAGUCACAGACCAAGCCCAAGAACUCUAUUAGCUGGGGGACGGUCGAAAAGAUAACUUUCCAAGAACGGACAGGGUCUGACAGGGAACGUAGUCUCUUCUUACGUGAGGAUACUGUUCCUCCAGAGGCUCCAUGGGUUAUGAAAGAAGAAUGGGAUAUUGAUACACUGCCUGCCGAAGACCCUUCUCCAGCCCCAACGAUUCAGCCAAAGGCCUCCACAACUCAGCUCAAAGUACUAAACGAUCGGACUCGUGGGAACGAUUAUGUUGAUCAACGGGAUGCAAAUCCUUCGAAUAGAACGAUCAGCAUAGACGUACAAUUUGGUCCAGGCACCCGGGAAAUCAUUCCAGUGAUCUUCCAGAGACGUGAGCCUCAGAACGAACUAUCUUGGCCUGCGAUAUUUGAGAAUAUGCCCACAUUGAUAUUCUCACACACUUGCAUGGCUCAGGAUUUCCUGUCCCAGGAGAAAUUCCUGGUUGCCGACAAGUUGGGCAAUGGCCUGGUGCCGCAAGCACAAGCACAAGCACAAGCACAGGCCCAGACGGCCGCAACUGUCGAACCCCCUUCACUACAGUACUAUCUAUUUCGACCAGCUCCUCACUUUACCACCCGCUCGCUCGCUCCAGUCAUACUCCCAGAGGGCCUCGAUACUGGAAAGCUACUGCCAAAAAUGACAUUGACGGUCUUUGAACGCAUGCUAGGGUUUCGGUAUGAGCAGCUAUUGACAGAGGAAGCCCUCGUGAAGCCCCCCGGCAAGCACAUGUUCUUUCUUGCGUUUCCAGGUAACACCGUUCAAGACGCUCAGUUUCUGGACAGAUGGAUCCGAAACUGUAAUCCUAAGUGUAGGAUCUUUUAUUCAUCCAUCCCUGGAGAUUGGCAGAAAUUUGUGCGGCAAGAGAAUGGGGUGGUCAUCAUCCACGAGGAAGCGAUUUGGUCUAUUCGAUUGUUUCCCCACGUCAACAAGUUGCUCUACCCAUCGAGCAAGUUCAAUUUCGUACUCUUUUCGAAAUCUCUGCAACCUUCACCCUUAUAUCCCUCACUCGCGCAGCCAUGUAGAGCCGGAGACGUGACAUUGCAGCCUCUCGGUGGAGAGAGAAGGGCCGCGAUACUGGUCACACCUAGCUUUAUCAUUUCACAGCCACAACAAAUUUGGAAUUUCUUCAAGUGGUUUUACAAGGCCUGGAAGAAUGCUCGCAGUCACUUUUCACUUGUCGUUUGCGCUGGCUUUGAUGACUGGCUUCUCGAGAUAGCUGCUGAGAAAGAGAAGGCCUGGUCGCGUUUGACCAACCGGCUUCGGGAUGAUCAAAAAGAACGGUUUACUAAAGAAGUUGAAGGGCUAUACAAGGUCAAAGAAUGCGUUCGAAAUCUUCAAGACAUGUCAAGUGAAGAGCAGCCCGGAAUCAUCCUGGGUCCAGAAUUGAUCGACAGGAAUGACGAGCAGAGUCUGGUCAAUUGGUUCGGUUGGUGGUCUGUCAUAAAUCUGGAUCGAUACCGGAGGUUCACUGUUAUUGGGUCCAGCACGACGAAUGUUGGGAGACUUACGUACUGCACCACCAGGCCUGAUUUUAUUACUUCCAGCUCGUUACAAGACGUCGAGCGAAUCGAAGCACUGCUAUUUGAAUCAGAAGCGCAACAUAGAUUCCAAAUGGUUCCUGAUGACACUAGCGUGUCGUUAGAAAACUAUUUGAACAGGUUAUCUAAUCGAAAUCGGAAACAAUACAAUUUGGCAAUUUACACACGGCCUGUUAGCUGCUGGGACGAAGCGGCGUCCGGCGUGCAUCCCGACGACUUUGGAACUUACAGCGACUGCAUUCAACAGUUUAAAGAUAAGAUAGCACGCCGUACUGCUAAGACCGUUGUGGUAUUGUGUUACACGGUGGCGGAGAAGUCGAGUCGUGGUGGAGCACUGAGAGAUGUCGGAAGAAAGCGACGGCCGUGGUUUGUUGUAUACAGGCCCAUGAACCUCCAAAUGCUCCAUUGGAAGGAGGCAGAGCUUAUCAUCUGGGACCCUCUUGCAAAGAGAGCAUUUCACGAUGAUACAGAUAUGUAUGAGGGAGAUCUCAUCGAAGCACAGCGGAUAAUGAUACAAAAACUUCGUAGAGAGCACGACAUGUUGCCGCUCAACCGCAUCUGGAUCGGAGGGUGGGAUACUGACCGGUCAUCCUCGGUCGAUCCUCUUGAUACCACACUCCAAAAUUUGGAGAGGUUGUUGCUGGAUUGGAGGAAUAACGUUCCCAUACCGGUGCCUGCCAUGUGGAACAAGGGGUGGAAAUGGGUUCAGAGAGGACAUGCGCCUUUCCAGCCGCGAACACGGUCUCCUUCCCCGGAACCAAUGGACGUCGAUACUGCACCGGAAGCGACUGACACUGACACGGUAGAUGAAGUGUCAAAAAUAGUAUUUGACCCCCCUCGAGCGAUGAAGCCGAACGGGAAAAUGGCCUGCAAAAACAGGUUCUUUCAAUCUUGCAUGUAUGAAAAGGUUCGUGGGGCUCCGAAAGGCGCUUUAGAGUACCGGUUUGAACCAACAAUGCAAUGGUACAGGCGCCAGUUUGAGGAAGGCAGUGGGUUCGAGCACAUAAAUUUUAUGACGUGGGAGGAGGUCUUUGCAAAGUACAAGAUCGAGGACCCUAAGGAGGUUCGACGUGAUGUCAGAUGA
Molecule: messenger RNA, 3987 nt
Organism: Fusarium graminearum PH-1
Lineage: Eukaryota; Fungi; Ascomycota; Sordariomycetes; Hypocreales; Nectriaceae
Exons: 7
Coding region: 1-3987 (1328 amino acids)
Source: RefSeq, a predicted model, not a curated record